Didymella exigua CBS 183.55 is the source of this 2295-nucleotide messenger RNA. RefSeq lists its product as uncharacterized. The record is from RefSeq and is a predicted model, not a curated record. The transcript is spliced from 5 exons. The coding region runs from base 1 to 2295 and encodes 764 amino acids. NCBI's taxonomy places the organism in Eukaryota, Fungi, Ascomycota, Dothideomycetes, Pleosporales, Didymellaceae.
AUGCCAGUCUACCAUGCUAGGAGUAUCGCCGUUCGCCUGGGCUCGAUGCCUCUCGCCGAGACAACCACCAGUGACGUUGUCCUUAAGAAGGGCGAAGUAGCCAAGCGACAGAGUGAAGCUGCCGAGAAGAAAAUACUACGCAGUGGCUACCUGAACGAGAAGCGCGUACUGUUCCCCGGUGAUCGCGACGGCUUCGAGCUCAAUUGGCUGGGCAAUGCACCGUUCAUGCAGACUCAGGUCAGUCCUGACUUUACUCAAUCCUCAGCGCCGGACCAAGACCCCAAAACGGCAGAACACAGCCGUCUCCAAGCGCUCACAUUGCAUGUCAAGCUUUCUGACAAGGCAUUCCUGUCCGGCUUUAACAACAAAACACACUUGAAGAUUGAAGUACUGUUCAAUGGCCAAUUGUCGACAUGCUCCCUGAUUCACACAAAUGACAUACGUUCUGGCGCCAAGUCUCUGCACCAAAUCUUCGCCGGCUAUCGAAUAGACUUCCUUGCCGAGAGACCUUGGAUCCUGCUGCCGCCUUUUACAACCGCCGACGGCGGAGUUCGGCGAUUCCGCAAGACCAUCACGCCGGCGGAGCGUUGGGAGGAAAUCAGUGCUGCGAUUCUGAAAGAAGCCGAAGAGCGAGGUACGGACAAGUGUGGGGAAUCGCCCCCAUCCGCUGCGUUCUUGCAUGCAAUGGCAAGCAUGGAUAUGCCUGAGUGCGUCAAAACCAUGCAGAAGCCGGGUGGCAGAAAGUUUGGUCUUGUGGAUGUCGUCAUUACGGCCGGCUUUGGCAGCAAAGUCACCACCGGAACAAACUAUCUAAAGCGCCCACACAGACUCAGAGAUUCGAACUACGUCGUGCGGUCCGCGAUCGCGAGGGAUGAAGAGCGUGACGCCUUCCGUGUGUUCGAAGCAUACCACUCUCCCCUUCCAGAACCCGAGUUGCACGCUCUGCAAGCGGGCUCUUUGAACCCAGCCUUGUCCAGCAUGCCACUGUCCGAGAGGACAGAUACUCGUGGAAUGAUCGGCGGUCUUCCGUCAUACAAGCUCCCGAAUGAGCUACCCAACCUUAUACCACAGACACCACCAUUCCAUGAACACUCAAGACCUGCCCAAUUUGCAACACCACUCAGGUCAUCACCGCCAACUUUCCAACUAAGAAGCUCGUCGCCCGACAAAAGUAUCGCUGCGGACGGUCUGAACCAUUAUCAGCAUAGUGUACUGAUCAACCGCCUGGUGAUCACCGGCAGGAACGGGAAGCCACUAGUCGACCACGUGUGGAAAUUACCUCAGCACAUAAUCGUGAAUCGUAAGAACGGCAAUAGUGCCUUCGUUGGAGGUCCAGCGCAGACGCCUACCUCAUCAUGUUCAGAGACGGGCGCUCAGUCUCGUGCUAGGGAGAAGAACCACUCACCCAACAAGACUUCUUGGGCAACCUUUCGGACAGCUUUACCACCAGAACAGUGGCAGUCGAACAACACUGGGCAGCCUAUUCACGAUCAAAGGCGCGACAGCGUCCAGGAUGGACAAGUUGAGCAAUCGAUGAACGUGCCGCUGCCAUACCUCAGGAGACAUCAAGGGCCUGUCAACGAGGCCAUCCCAAUCAACUCCAGGAUCGAUGUACCAGAAAUGAUUGCACCAUUCCGUCGUAACUGCCCUAGCAAUGCUUUACCAGGUAUACAGGACCUCAAAGCGACCAGCUUUCUUUUCGAUGACCCUGGGGAGGUUCUGCGCGAAGCAGCAAGGAUGAGACGUUCCAGGUCGCCCACCAAACCAGCAGCGACAGCUCACGUGCUCCAUGUCCAGCCACCAGCACACCCAGAAACUCAAAGAAGCUCGUCACCUCUGUCUAGUGUGCCUUCAUCCCCUUUGGCUGAAAAACCAGCCGAAGUAGCUGACCACACAGGUAUACCAAACCAGCUUACGCAGCUCGACGGCUCGCCGGAACGUACGCUUCCAGCAACAUCACCGCGCAAACUACCCACACCUUCACUCAAGAAGCUAUCCUUCGUGGCGCCAAAGCUGCAGGGCCCAGAUCCCGCGACCCCACAAUUAUCCAUAUCGCAAAAAUCAAAAAAGCGCAAAGCUUUGCACCAGUCGCCGACUAGGCCUCCGCGAAGCCCUGGCCGCCUCAAGACCGUGGACAACCCUCCACUGAACGAUGACUGUGUGAUUGCACUCGCCGAGAGCUUUGAUAAGAAGGAAGAGAGAGGGGUUCUGCGACAGGUCAAGGGCGAGAGACAGGGGGUGUUCAGGGAGGAGUACGUGGUGCUUGCCGUGCGGUUCUUUAUCGCUGGUGAUUGA